This is a messenger RNA of Seminavis robusta, 965 nucleotides long. NCBI's taxonomy places the organism in Eukaryota, Bacillariophyta, Bacillariophyceae, Naviculales, Naviculaceae. The record is from the annotation of a GenBank genome assembly.
UUUUGUACGAGCUGCCACGUCAGCAGAACGACGACGCUGCAACCAAUCCAACCAGCCCUCGAUUUGAUUUGUGUUGUUGGCAGUGUUGUGGAUUGUUGUCGCCUUCACUUCCAGUACUAGUAGCCUUCCUUCCUGAAACUCAAAGAAUACAAUACAAGCAAACUUAUCAAGAUGCUGGCUACUUCAAAGGUCUUUCUUAUUGCCGCAUUGUUAGCGUACACGGCGUGUGUCGUCUCCUCAUUUCAGGUGGCCAAACCGCAAUUAGCGCAGAGGCGACAAUCGGUCUUGUUCAGUUCCACCGAGGUUAAGGAAGAUUUGCCAGUUGAUUAUGACAUUCCUGACGAUAGUGUGGUGACCAUCAAGCCCAACGCCAUGAACCGUCUUCGAGAGCUACGUGAUAAACAGGAAGUCAAGUCGCUGGUGCUUCGCAUGGGAGUGAGGUCGGGAGGUUGCUCUGGGAUGAGCUACAUAAUGGACUUUUCGACAGAGGAUGCCAUUCAAGAAGACGACGAAGUGGACGAAUAUGAAGCAGAGAACAUCAAAUGUGUGGUCGAUUCCAAGAGCAUGCUGUAUUUGUAUGGAUUGGAACUGGAUUACUCAGAUGAACUCAUUGGAGGAGGAUUCAAAUUCUUCAAUCCCAAUGCCGAAGAAUCCUGUGGAUGCGGCAGUAGUUUUGGUGUUUAAUUACAACAAUACACAAUAACAAUAGACUUGAUUUUUGAUUAUGGAUCAUAUCACUGUUCCUUUGACAAGCUUUAGCAAAAGGAAGAAACAAUCUACUACCGUAGCUAGUUUUGAGUCGAGUCAGCCAAUCCCUUUGAGGGUUGCAAACAUGGACAAUGCAUCAGUGAAGAGAGAGAAAAUUACCUUCGGAGAGAGAGAAACAUAGCUUUUACAAAAAUAAUUGUAGCUAUUGGUACCGUACAUGUACAUGUACGGUACAAACUCGUUAGGGAAAUUUUGUC